Rotaria sp. Silwood2 is the source of this 549-nucleotide messenger RNA. Lineage: Eukaryota; Metazoa; Rotifera; Eurotatoria; Philodinida; Philodinidae. The record is from the annotation of a GenBank genome assembly.
AUGUCAUCAUUCUCAGGCGAUUUUCUUAUGAACGAAGUUCCUUGGUUUAAUGAAAAAAAUGUGAUAGCUGGCCUUUUGGCUGGAUUUUUUGGAGGUUUGGCACUUGGUUGGUUAUUUAGCUCAUCUGUAUUUGUUAGUAACAAUGUGAAAGUUAUUUCGAAUGCAUUUGAUUCCGGUAGAGAUGAACGUGAUGAUGAAACAAGUUUCGAACCAGGUUGUUCCGAUAGCGAAGGAGAAUAUAAAGUAAGCAAAGUCGCAGCACAAUGUUCGCAUGCCACACUUGGUUGUUUUCAAAAAGCAUGUGAACAAGCACCUGAUGCUGUCGAUACAUGGUUUUCUGGUGGACAAGCAAAAGUUGUUUGUAAAUGUGAAUCAACUGAUGAUUUAGAAAAUUUACGACUACAAGCUAAACGUAAAGGUUUGACAACUUGUCUGAUACGAGAUGCCGGUCGCACACAAAUUGAACCCGGUAGUAAGACAGUACUUGGAAUUGGACCGGCACCAUCGAAAUUAAUCAACGAAAUAACUCGUCAUUUAAAAUUAUACUGA